CGGGGCGUGGCCCCGCGGGUGCGGGGACUAGCCUUUAUAAGAGGGGCUUUGCCGGUUUCAUUUCAACUUGGUCGCGACCGGGAGCUGCGGCGGGGAGCCUAGGCUGCGCCAGCUUACAUAUGACCAUGAGUCUGCAAAUGAUUGUUGAGAAUGUAAAAUUGGCUCGUGAAUAUGCACUGCUGGGGAACUAUGAUUCUGCAAUGGUCUACUAUCAGGGAGUUCUUGACCAAAUGAACAAGUACCUGUACUCAGUCAAAGAUACACACCUCCGGCAGAAAUGGCAACAGGUUUGGCAGGAAAUAAAUGUGGAAGCUAAGCAAGUUAAGGAUAUCAUGAAAACCCUCGAGAGCUUUCAACUGGGCAUGACUUCUUUGCAAGCUGCACAGCAUGAACUUCCAGGUGCUGACGGGGAAGGCUGGUCCUUGCCUGUACCUGUUGAGAGAAGACCCUUACCAGGACCUAGGAAACGCCAGUCUUCUCAGCACAGUGACCCUAAACCACAUAGUAACCGGCCAGGCACAGUCGUCAGAGCUCAUCGGCCAUCUCCGCAGAAUCUUCACAAUGACAGAGGGAAAGCUGUUCGUAGCCGUGAAAAGAAAGAACAGAAUAAGGGAAAAGAGGAAAAGAACAAAUUACCUGCUGCAGUUACAGAACCAGAGGCAAAUAAGUUUGAUGGCACUGGGUAUGACAAGGACUUAGUAGAAGCUUUGGAAAGAGAUAUAAUUUCUCAGAAUCCCAAUGUUCGGUGGUAUGAUAUUGCUGAUUUAGUAGAAGCCAAAAAGUUGCUUCAGGAAGCAGUGGUGUUACCAAUGUGGAUGCCAGAAUUCUUUAAGGGCAUUAGGAGACCAUGGAAAGGUGUGCUGAUGGUUGGCCCACCUGGCACCGGAAAGACCCUUCUUGCUAAAGCAGUUGCCACAGAAUGCAAGACAACAUUCUUCAAUGUCUCUUCAUCCACUCUGACUUCCAAAUACAGAGGAGAGUCUGAGAAGCUCGUCCGGCUUCUGUUUGAAAUGGCUCGGUUUUACUCUCCAGCUACCAUAUUUAUUGAUGAGAUAGAUUCCAUUUGCAGCCGCCGAGGAACUUCUGAAGAGCAUGAAGCCAGCCGAAGGAUGAAAGCUGAGCUGCUGGUUCAAAUGGAUGGUGUUGGAGGUGCCUCAGAGAACGAUGACCCUUCCAAAAUGGUUAUGGUUCUGGCGGCUACUAAUUUCCCAUGGGACAUAGAUGAGGCUUUAAGGCGUCGUCUGGAGAAAAGAAUCUAUAUUCCAUUACCAUCGGCAAAAGGCAGGGAAGAACUGUUAAGAAUAAGUCUACGAGAGCUGGAAUUGGCUGAUGAUGUUAACCUUGCGAGCAUAGCAGAAAACAUGGAAGGCUACUCGGGUGCAGACAUUACCAAUGUAUGCAGGGAUGCAUCCUUGAUGGCCAUGAGACGACGUAUUGAGGGUCUAACCCCAGAAGAAAUUCGGAACCUUUCAAGAGAAGAAAUGCAUAUGCCUACCACAAUGGAGGAUUUUGAAAUGGCUUUAAAGAAGAUUUCUAAAUCAGUAUCAGCUGCAGAUAUUGAAAGAUACGAGAAAUGGAUAGUUGAGUUUGGAUCAUGCUAGCUAUGUUCUCACAUGUAAGCUGUGAGGAAUCUGCCUUAAGUCUUUGAAAAAUAAUUAAAUGUAGAAUUUCAGUGCAUUGAGUGCUAUAUUUUUUUAAACUUUCAUAAUGGUGUGAUUUGAAAAUUCUUAUUGGUUCUGAAUAAAGACUAUUUUUAAGCUGC
This is a messenger RNA of Mus pahari (shrew mouse), 1762 nucleotides long. RefSeq names its product katanin catalytic subunit A1 (gene Katna1). Gene Ontology annotation, biological process: microtubule severing. The transcript is spliced from 11 exons. The coding region runs from base 120 to 1601 and encodes 493 amino acids. NCBI's taxonomy places the organism in Eukaryota, Metazoa, Chordata, Mammalia, Rodentia, Muridae. Gene Ontology annotation, molecular function: ATP hydrolysis activity; ATP binding; microtubule binding. The record is from RefSeq and is a predicted model, not a curated record. Gene Ontology annotation, cellular component: microtubule cytoskeleton.